Caretta caretta (loggerhead turtle) is the source of this 1711-nucleotide messenger RNA. RefSeq names its product EF-hand calcium binding domain 11 (gene EFCAB11). The record is from RefSeq and is a predicted model, not a curated record. Gene Ontology annotation, molecular function: calcium ion binding; double-stranded DNA binding. Gene Ontology annotation, cellular component: nucleus. Gene Ontology annotation, biological process: regulation of transcription by RNA polymerase II. NCBI's taxonomy places the organism in Eukaryota, Metazoa, Chordata, Testudines, Cheloniidae.
CGCGGAAGUCAAGCGAGGCGGGCGGGUUGCGAGAACGGAGAAGGCGGGGGAGGGCAGCGGUGUCAUGUGCGCAGCCCCCAGUCGAGCGGGGAGCGGCGGGUCGGGCAGGGAGCGUUACGUGCGGGUUUUUGAAGCUUGUGAUGAAGAUAAGAAAGGAUAUUUAAGCAGAGAGGACUUUAAGGUCGCUGUGGUGAUGCUAUUUGGUUACAAACCAUCAAAGGUGGAGGUGGAUUCAGUAAUGGCCUCAGUGCAACAAAAAAAUUCAGGUGUAUUACUUGAAGAAUUUUUAAAACUUAUGAGUACAAAGAAGGCUGCACAACUACACCAUAGUGAAAUAAGGCAGAUAUUCACAGCUUUUGACAUGCAAUAUAAAGGAUUUUUGACUUUGGAAGAUUUCAAACGAGCCUUCAAUUCUGUUGCUCCAAAGUUACCUGAAAGGAUCAUAGUUGAAGCUUUCAGCUGUGGAGAGACUUAGAAGGAACCCCCUCCACUCCUCCCCUUGUUUGAUAGUCUUUUGGAUGGUGUCAAAGGUGGUAAUAACUGUCCUUUGGGGCAAAAGAGAAGUUAGUAGAAAUGGAUUGGAGCUGCUGCUGUUAAAGUCUGAUACCGUUUUAUCCGAAGCGGUGUUCGUGAUUCGGCUGGAGCUGAUAGAUCUGUUAAUGCAUCUGGGUACCUUUCUCUGGCCUGGUCUGGUAAAGACAUAUCUCAGGAUUAGGAUGAUGAAGGCCUGGAGUCCCAGGAGAUGUGGGGAGGACGGGUGGGAACCAUGGUGAUGAAGCUUGCUUCAGUAAUCUCUGACUGUUUUUCAGCUCCAUCUGUUCAUUCAGUCUUUUCCUCCCAAAGUCUCUUUCUUUAAAGACCCCCAAAGGGAAUGGUGUGUGGAAUAGCCCAUCCCCUUAUUUAUUUUGUGCACUAAUUAGGCCUAAUACACAACACACCAAUUUUGGUUCAUGAACUUCUGGCCAUCAUCUGUUUUUAACAAGCAUAAUUUCAACAGUCCUUUGAUUAUAUCAAUGUGGCCUUUUUAUUUUAGGCUAAUCCAGUUUCUCGGUCUGGUUUUCUGGCACCUAUUCCCAUCAACACUUGUUGUUACAGGUUAUUGUGACAUUUUAUGAUCUCCCACUCACUUUUUACAGUUAAAUUUACAAUUAGAGUAGAUUUGAAGGCUUUAUUAUCACAACAGCACUCACAAAGAGAAAGUUAUUUGAUCCACAGUUCAAAAGUUUUGUGGGAAUUCUUAUAUUACAGGAAUGUUUCUCCCUCUAUCCAUUUCAGAUGGAUGAAGUUCGAGUGAUUUAUAAAAAUGUUCGGGUGGCUUUUUUUUUUAUUUUUGGCUAUCAGUUGCAUAAUUAGAGUCCCAAAGCUGCAUUCCAGUAUGCAGGAAGUAUGAGUUUUGUCUGAACUAAUGUGAUAUCAUAUAUAUGUUUUGUUCCUAUAGAAAUUCGUAAUAGAUUCUUAUAAUACUCACAAUAUUCAUUGUAUUGAGUCUUAAAAUGAAAUUGUACUGUAUUUGUUCCAAAGACUCCAUGUGGGUAUUUGGUCCAAAUUAACAGUUUUGGUUUUAAAGUUAUUUAAACGUGAUCUUGUAAUGGUUGUGAGGUUAGUUUUUGCAUUUUGUUGUUUGGGUUUUUUUUUUUUCUGGAGUCACAGUAUGGUGCAUAGUGAGCCACCCAGCAGAGCAGCAGUCAAAGCAUCUUCAGGGUCACUAAAA